Molecule: messenger RNA, 1418 nt
Organism: Ipomoea triloba (trilobed morning glory)
Lineage: Eukaryota; Viridiplantae; Streptophyta; Magnoliopsida; Solanales; Convolvulaceae
Product: transcription factor TCP19
Exons: 2
Coding region: 141-1238 (365 amino acids)
Cellular component (GO): nucleus
Molecular function (GO): DNA-binding transcription factor activity; sequence-specific DNA binding
Source: RefSeq, a predicted model, not a curated record
AGCUUUUUUAUUUUCGUAAAAUCUCUGAAUUGCAACACAGAUUCAAGCCUAGCUUCAGUCAACUGGUACGAAGACGAAGACGACGACGACCUCCACGAAACGACGCCGUGAAAUUGUUUUUCUGGAUUUUUGUCUUCGAUAUGGCGUCGAUUGAUAACCGGCCACAAAAUUUCGAUGUCGCCGCCGACGAGGAGGUUAAUAGCCCGGCUGAUCCGCUAUUGGGCGACCCGAAUGAAUUUACGAUUACUGCGGUUGGACCCGCGUCUGGUAGUGUGCCCUUGUUGAAGGAGGAGCCGGAGGAAAAUGAUUUGCAGGUCGCGUUGCCAUUGGCGGGGCAUAUGCAGGUGCGGACAUUGGAGAAACCUCCGCCUAAGAGGUCCUCUAAGGACCGCCAUACGAAGGUGGAGGGGCGAGGGAGGAGAGUUCGUAUGCCGGCGGCGUGUGCUGCCAGAAUUUUUCAAUUGACUCGCGAGCUAGGGCACAAGUCGGACGGAGAGACCAUUCGUUGGCUCCUGGAGCGGGCCGAGCCGGCUAUAAUCGAGGCCACGGGGACCGGCACGGUUCCGGCUAUUGCAGUGUCUGUGAACGGGGAGCUGAAGAUUCCAACCACGUCUCCGGCGACGGAAAACGAGGGGGAUUCCGCCGCGACGAAGAGGAGGAGGAAGAGAGGGGCUAAUAGCGAGUUUUUCGACGUGAACGAGCCUUCCAAUUUCGCACCUGUCUCUCCGAUUGCCGCGCAAGGGUUAGUUCCGGUGUGGACAGUGGGCUCCGCGAAUGGUGUGGUCCCCACAACGGCGGUUCCCAGCGGGGCAUUCCUUAUGCUCCCACAGCCACCUUCAGCCGCCGGGCCUUCAAGUCAACCUCAGCUGUGGGCCAUACCCGCAACCGCAACACCAGUUUUCAGCGUCCCCGGCAGGCCCAUUUCUAACUUCGUUUCCGCAAUGCAACCCGGAGUUUGUUUCCCCCAAGCUCGAAUGACCUCCUCUCUGUCAAACGGCGGAGAUAAUUCCGGCAAGGAAGUAUCCACCAUGGCCCCGAGCUGCAGUUCUACCAGCACCACCACCGCAACCACAACAACCACCACCACCACCACCCAAAUGCUAAGAGAUUUCUCGUUGCAGAUUUACGACAAGAAAGAGCUUCAAUUCAUGGGCGCUUCCGGGUCUCCUUCAAACGAUCAUCCCCAAAAACCCCCUCCCCAAACCCCUAACCAGAGAGAAGAGAUGACCCAUCAGUAAAAGGGUUUUAGCCUUUUUCCUUAUUUUUUUUGCAUUUAAAUUUUGGAUUAGCAGCUAAUCAAUCAAUCUUUCCCAGUUCAUCUUUAGUUACUAUUUCCCCUAAUUAUCAUCCAAAAAUUGUAUAAAGAUUGGCUUUAGCCUUUAGCGUUAGCAAAAGAAUUUGGAAUGCUUUUUUCUCCA